AAGCCUUUUAGUAUACACACAGAAGCAACUACGGCACAGUUCACACAGUCACACUUCACACACUGCAGCCAUCUGAGUUCACAGCACCAUGUCCAGUAUAGCUAACCACUUGGCCAGGAGGAAAGCUAGGGAGGAAGGUGAAGGUAGCAACGACAAGGCCAUCCCCUUUAACAAGCAAGACUUCCAGACCCUGAGGAGAGAGUGUCUGGAGAGCGGGAAACUCUUCAGUGACACAUCUUUCCCUGCUGAUUGGAACUCUCUUGGGUACAAUGAGUUGGGUCGCUACUCUUCAAAAACCCGGGGCGUGGAGUGGAAAAGACCAAAGGAGUUGUGCUCAAACCCUCAGUUCAUUGUUGAAGGAGCCACGAGAACUGACAUCUGCCAAGGGGCUUUGGGUGACUGUUGGUUGCUGGCAGCCCUUGCCUCUCUUACCUUGGACAAAGACAUCUUGGCUCGAGUGGUACCCCCUGGGCAGAGCUUUGAGGAGAAUUAUGCUGGCAUCUUUCACUUCCAGUUUUGGCAGUAUGGACAGUGGGUGGAUGUUGUGAUUGACGAUAGGCUGCCCACAAGAGAGGGGAAACUGCUGUUUGUUCACUCAGCUGAGGGCUCAGAGUUUUGGAGCGCCCUGCUGGAGAAGGCCUAUGCUAAAGUCAACAGUUCCUAUGAGGCCUUGUCUGGGGGCUCCACCACAGAAGGCUUUGAGGACUUCACUGGGGGCAUCGCUGAGACAUAUAAUCUUAGCAAUGCCCCACAGUGCCUGUUCAAAAUCAUGAAGAAGGCCCUGGGGCUGGGUUCUCUAUUGGGCUGCUCCAUUGAUAUAACAAGUGCGUACGAGACGGAGGCAGUUACUGGUCAGAAGCUGGUGAAGGGGCAUGCGUACUCAAUCACUGCAGCAGAAGAGGUACACCUGCAUGGGACUCCAGUUGAGCUGGUGAGGAUCAGAAACCCCUGGGGUCAGGUGGAGUGGACGGGUGCCUGGAGCGAUGAUUCCAGGGAAUGGGAUGGCGUACGACCGGAGGAGAAAUCCAAGCUAGACCACUCUGCAGAAGAUGGAGAGUUUUGGAUGGCCUACUCUGAUUUCCUAAGGCAGUACUCCAAGCUGGAGAUCUGCAACCUGACUCCAGACACGCUGGUCAGUGAUGAAGUGGGUCGCUGGAACCACUACCAGUUUGAGGGGAUGUGGAGGGUAGGCUCUACCGCUGGAGGAUGCAGGAACCAUGCAGCCACAUUCUGCUCAAACCCCCAGUUUGCCAUUAAAUUGGAUGAUGUGGAUGAUGACCCUCAUGAUGGCAAGGAUGGCUGCACCUUCUUGGUGGGCCUCAUGCAAAAAGACGGCCGCAAAGAGAGGAGAUUCAGCCGGGACCUCAACACCAUUGGCUUUUCAAUAUACCAGGUUCCUGAUGAGUAUAAGGGCCGCACCAACAUCCACCUGGGCCCAGAUGUGCUGCUGAGACAGAAGUCUGUGGCAAUGAGCAAUACCUUCAUCAACCUGCGGGAGAUCUGUGACCGCUUCAAGUUGCCCCCCGGGGAGUACGUCAUCAUCCCCUCCACGUUUGAGCCGCACAAGAAGGGCAGCUUCCUCUUGAGAGUCUUCGCCGAGAAGCAUGCUGCCACCAGUCCAAUGGAAGAGGAUAUCAGUGUGGAAGUUGACGAGCCUGAUAUUACAGAGGGUGAUGUGGAUCCCUACUUCAAACGUCUAUUCUUGCAGAUUGCUGGAAGCGAUUCCGAAGUUUCUGCCUUUGAACUUCAAAAGAUUUUAAACAGAGUGGUAACUCAGAGAUCUCACGUCAAAACCGAUGGAUUUAGCCUCGAGACCUGUCGUCACAUCAUCAGUCUGUUGGAUAUGGAUGGCAAUGCAAAGUUGGGCCUGGUUGAGUUCCAUACUGUGUGGACUAAGAUCCAGAAGUAUUUGGAAAUCUUCAAAAGUCACGACUCUGACAACUCUGGCACGAUGAGCACCCACGAGAUGAGGGGGGCGUUGACUGAAGCAGGAUUUCAGCUUAACAGCGAGGUGCUCCAGCUAAUUGUGUCCCGCUACGCUAACUCAGAGUACUCCAUGGACUUUGACUGCUUCAUGGGCUGCCUGAUACGACUGGAAAUGCUAUUUAAAAUGUUCAAAACACUUGACAAACAUGACAGUGGGAAGAUCGAAUUGGAUGCAUUGCAGUGGGUCUGCCUGGGCCUCAAUUAAGAUUCCAGAGAUAAUAAUCUACUACAGGGACAGAUGAAGACAUACAACUCAAUUGCAUUGGACUUUACGGCUAAGAUUUCUCAAUGUGUUAUUUUACUGUUGCUUUUAUUGAAUGAGACUUGGACAAAAUACUUUAUAGGGCUCUUGUCUACAAUAGCCUAUGGAUCACUCUACACCAGGGUUGGGGUCAAUCAGAUUGAAAAAAUAUUUUAUAUUUUACCAUAAGACAUAUUGAGACCUAGGUCUCUUGUUCAAAUGUGCCCUGCGCAAUACAACAACAAAAAUAUACACA
This is a messenger RNA of Oncorhynchus mykiss (rainbow trout), 2483 nucleotides long. It is a transcript of the gene capn8, whose product is annotated as calpain 8. Gene Ontology annotation, biological process: proteolysis. Gene Ontology annotation, cellular component: cytoplasm. Gene Ontology annotation, molecular function: calcium-dependent cysteine-type endopeptidase activity; calcium ion binding. The record is from RefSeq and is a predicted model, not a curated record. Lineage: Eukaryota; Metazoa; Chordata; Actinopteri; Salmoniformes; Salmonidae.